GCGGCUUCCAGCUCGUGAACUGUCAAAAAAUCAGCUGAUUGGUUUCAGCUGUCACAAACCAUAGUCAACAGCUCAAAAAUGUCAAUCGUAUAAGACAAUUAUUUUUUCUUACACUAUGUAUUCAAAUAAUGUGGCGUCUUAUUCCGGAGUAUACGAUUUUUCCCGUUUUGGACGCACGCUCACAACUGUUCCAAUUGUUGAGCGCACCUCUCCAGUUAGCGUUUUGCAUUCCAGUAAAACUAAUUUAGAUUCAAUAAGUCGAACCUCUUUGAACAAUGACUCUAUAUCAGCUAUGAGUUUACCUUUCAGAGAAGUGUAUAAAGAAUAUGCUAAUGAAAGCAGUACAGACAAUAAAUUGAAUAAUCAAGAAAAUUAUCGUAAAACAAAACAUGUUCAAUUAUUAGAAGGAAAUGUAGAUGACAGUUUAUUAUUUUCCUCUGGAAAUGUCAGACCAAAGUCAAGAUCAAAAACUUUGCUGACAAUAGGUGAUAUAAAAAAGUCUCUGAUAGAAAAUGACGGUCAGCCGGUAUUAUAUAAAAGCAUUUCAAACAACAAUGUGAAACUAGAAACUGUUCCCACAACCAAUGGCUCCAACAAUGCUCAAAACCACAAUGGUGCUAUUGAAAAUAUAAAAAAAGGUAAGAAGUCUCGGAAGAGAUCCAGGUCAUCAAUGAAGGUGAAAAAGGGCAGACUGGGCAAUCUACUGUCCGGUGUUCAGUCCGGUACAGACAGACAUUCUAUAACCUCAGUCUCAUCUCGGGGCAGUCACAUAGCUACUCCAAAUCGCGUCUCUAGUGAGCCACCGAGUAAGAUUGGCACUAAAGUUACCAGCACAGCUGUUCUGACGUUUGACCGGCAUGGCACUGGUAAUGGAUUUGGGCACAGCAAUCAUAGUCACACUGGUUUACCCUCCACUUCUAGACAAGUAACCUCCAUGUAUCCACCUAGUUCUUUUAUUUCCAAUAGUGCUAAGUCUAAUACCAGUGUAUCAGUGUGCAAUAACACACACUCAAGAUUGCACGUAAGAGAUGAACAUUUAAAUGACAAUGAUGAAGCUAACACUGUUGAUGGUUUGUUAAGCUUGCAAGCACAGGGUAAACCAAUAGUUCUUUAUAAACUCGAUGUAGCGCCUAGAAUUAGAUCAGCUUCAAGUAUUAAAUCUGAUUCAACCAUUAAGACUUUAGGUGGGAAAGAAACGAAAGAAAUAAUGGACAAAAAUACUGAGUUAACGCUCACUGCCUUCACAUGUGCUGUUCAACAAGCGAAAUCUCAAUCAAAUAAACCCACAAUCAAGUAUCAUAAUAGUUUAUCACCAACUGCCAAAGUGCUUUCAGACAAUGACUAUAAAUCUAAAGAAGCAGGUUUAGCUUCUAUAUAUGCUCCAGUCUUCCAAACAGCUGAUAAAGUAUCUGCCCAGGUAGAAGAACUGAAAAAAGUUAAAAAAAUAUUUCUGUCCGACAAGCAGUCCGGUACAAUCAGAGAAAGCGGAACAGAGUUUCCCUGCGCACCCCCAACCACACCCACUCCAGAUGUUCUAAGAAGACAUGAAUAUGUGCCAAGCAUGAGUGAUAUACGAUCUCAGCGGGCUGUGAAAGGUCGCCUGGCAGCAAUGGAGAAAGAAGCGCAAAAGAAAAGAGAAAAGCAGAAACAGGAAAAUGUGAAAAUGGAAAAACAGAUGGUCAAAGACAGAGAAAAACAGCUCAAGAUUAAACAGCGGAGAGAGAUAUACGCCCUUAACAAGAUCAUGACCGACCUGGAGUAUAAGAGAUUCCUGGAAUUCUGUCAAGCGAAAGGCCUUAAUAAAGUCUGAUGUCAAAAUACUCUAGAAUUAUUGUCAACAUGCCAUGUUUUCUCCUUUAAAAUGAGAUUUUGUCUGUGUAGAUGUGUUGUUUGUAUUUCAUAAAAAAGGUUGUUUGUAGCAUGUGUAAAAGGUUGUCUGUUGUAUAAAAACAGCAUUUUUUGUAGUAGAUGCCAAGCGUUAUUUGUAGUAGAUGCCAAGCAUUGUUUGUAGUAAAUGUACAACAUUGUUUGUAGUUCAAAUACAAUGUUGUUUGUAGUAUGUGUAGUAUGUGUACAAUGUUGUAUGUUGUAUGAAAACUACAUUGUUUGUAGAACAUGGAUAGCAUUGUUUGUAGUAAAUGUACAGCGCUGUUUGUAGAACAUGCACAGCGUUGUUUGUAAUGCUUGUAAAUCUUACAUUUUUAUUAUUUUACAAAAAUUAUACAUUUAGGAGGUAUUAUCAUACAUUGUAUGUCUCAUGUAGAUUCAGUUUCAUAUUCCAAUGUUGCCCGGUUUGAACAAUUUGCCAAAUUAAGACUUUUUAUCAUGCUUUUUGAAAAUUAUACAUAAGUUGAAGAAAAUUAAAUAAUAUAAUUGAGGUGUUAUCAGGAUGAUUGUUCAGACCUUGUUAAAGUUAACAACAUUGUUAACGUCAUUGUUGUUAACUUUCAAAUCUGUGUUGCUGUGACAGUUUUAUAGAUAUACCUGUGAUCUGCAGUAUUUCUUACAUGAUUGGAGACAACUGUUACAGCUGUACUAAUGUUUUAUUAAAAUAUAUAAUUAUGAAAUAUUUUACAUUUUAAAGUUAACAAUGAUGGCGUAAAUCAAAUUGUUAACUUCAACAAAGUUCUGAAGCUUUUGGUAAUUGUUUUUAAUAUCCUGUAGAACCAAGUUUUGUCUAUAUUAUCUGAUAUAUUUUCUUACAAAAAUGAAAGGAAUAUAUUUUCACUGUAUUACCAUAAGUACUUAAAUAUUUUUAUUAGAUAAACGCUACAUAUAUGCAAACAUAUAAUGUGUAAUAUGUGUUGCUUGAAAUGUUGAUUUUUUUCUCAUUUUUUUUUUAUUUUGAAGACAGUAAAACGUUUUGCCAGUUUUUUAGCGUUUAAAAUACAGUAUAUUUGUUAUAAAUUUCAUUUUUUAAAGCUUUUUUCAUUUCUAAAAUAAAAAUCAAAAAAACAUGCAGAAACUAGAACUAUUUAUUUUAUUUUUUCCAUAAAGUUAAUGAAUUCGAUUUCAAAUACUCGGUAUGUUUUGUAAUUAUUGUUAAAUGUAUAAGCUUAUCUGUGAUAAUUUUAGCAAUCUAGUGUUAUACACCUUUUUAUGCCCCCACAAAAAUGGGAGGGUGGGGGGGGGCGUAUAUAUUUGCCCUUGUCCAUAACUGAUUCCGCCCGUAAGUAUUUUGGGAACUUGUAUCACUCAAAACUCCAAAACUAUGGGUUUAGGGUUUCAAUUCCCACUGCAUUUGUUAGACCAGAGUUAUGGCCCUUGAAUUAAUAAAAAAUGGCAUUUCUAGUUUUGUGUCGCUUAAAAGGCCAAAAUUAUACCUACAGUCAUGAAAUCUUAAGGAAAUUUUACUGGGGCAAUGUGUGAAUCUGGGGUUUCAUUUUCCAUUGUGGACCUUAUAAUUUUGAUGCACAUUUAUGGAUAAUGGACAAAAUAAUGGCCCAUGCUUUUAUGACAAACAUUUUGGCAUAUGGAGGCAUCAUAGGACACAUUUCUAGUUUUUGUCAAAAUGGUUAAUUUUAUGUAUUUCAUAUCGUUUAUUUUCAAGUGUUUAUUUUCUGAACUAUUUGUUAUUUUCAUAAAUAUUCCCUGAUUACUUUUUGAAUUUUUAUUACAAAUUUUGGAAUAGCACAGUUACAAAGUUAAAAUGAAGUAAUUGAGAUUUAAACAUUUCCAUUAAAUUUUUACAUAUUCAAUAUGAUACUUAUAUCAAUGUACUUGUUUAUCAAAUCUUGGUAUUAUUUUUUUUCAUUCAAAUGAUACCUGUACUUAAGUAUUCAUUUUUACAUAUAUUUUUCUUUUUCUUGAUUUUGAUAAAGAUCUUAGUGGAUUCUGAAUAGUUUAUAAAUAUAAUAAGGGUUUAAAUCAUAGUUAAAUGUUUUAUUUGAGUACAUGUAGGUGUAUUUUCCCCUUUAAAGCUGCACUCUCGCUUAUUUGCCUUUGAAUGAGCCAAUAGUUGGGCAAAAAUUUGAAAACCAUGGAUAUAAAGCUGUCAACAACAGAUCAGAUCUCAAAUUUUCAAAGUUACAUUAAAAAAUUGAUGUCUUGUGGUUAAAAGCAUUACUACCACUUUAUAAAAAAAUCAAUUUUUCAGCUGUUUUCCAAACAGUUGAGUUCUGUUUCUAUGGUGUGUUAUCUAAUAUGACUAGAUGGUAGACCCUAAGGCCAAAAUCAUUCUGAUUCUGAGACAAAAUAUUUUGUUUUUUAAAAAUUGUCAGUCUGUGAGAGUGCAGCUUUAGAGUUAAGUAUAUAAUCUUGUUUGCCAUCCACAAUAUGUAUAUCAUUUUAAAACUGCUCUCUUACAGAUUGAAUGUUGUGACACAUUUUUUUGUCUUGGAACUAGGCAAUUUAUGCGAAAAUGCUUGUAAACCAUUCAUAUAAGACUGCUGAAAAAAAAAUUAGUCACAGAUUUUUCUACUUAAGUUAAAAAAAUGAUGUUUUGUGCAUUUUUCUAGUAACGCUUUAAGACAUAAAACAUUAGUUUUCUAACCGAAAUAUGAAAAUCUGUGAUCUAAUAUUUUGUCAGCAGUCUUUUAUCUCUUGUUUGCAGAUAUAUUAUGCAAAAAAAUCCUUAUUCCAAGACAAAAAAUAAAAAAAAGUUGUAAAAACAGUAAAUCUGUGAGAGUGCAGCUGUAAAAUCUUGUAAUUUGUAAAUAUAAUAUUUCUCAUAUCACAUAUUUGUUCUGUGGAUCUAGUCACUAUAAAACUUCUGUGAUUUUAGAUAUGGAUUUCAGGUUUGUAUUCACAAAAUAUGUAUUUUUACAGUGGUAUUUUUAUCUAUAAUUAUGUGAAAGUAUUUUUUUAAACACAUAUAUAUAUAUAUUUAUGUACACAAGUUUGUAAAUACAAGUAAAUUAAUGUGUUUUUGAAUUCCAUAUAAGCCAAAUUUAUGUAUUAAAAUACUUAAGAAAUGUUGAAAAAAGGAAGUCUGAAUUUGUGCUUGAGAUGUCAUGUUUAAAAAUAAGCUCCCUGAAAUUUUAAAUGCACCAACUACACUGUUUUUCUACUGAAAGAUGGCCCAAUAUAGUCUUAAGUAUAAUCAUGUGUAAAAUAUAUCUAAAUGAUUCGAUUUAAAGGGACUACACACCCGAUGAUACAGUUGCAAGAAAAAAAGAAAAUUGUCAAAAUCUUACAUAUAAUUGAUAUCAUACUCAUUGAAUUUUACUUACUGAGGUUUCUCAUAGCUUACAACAUGUUUUUUUUGCAUUUUUUUUUCGUAUUUUUCCAAUUAAAAUUUUACUGGGUUUGUCUACCACGUUAGUACCAGUAAAUUUAAAAAUAGCAUCGGUAUAUGUAUACUGUACUAAUCAUGUGACCUUUAGAUGCUAAAUAUACUCACUAUAAAUUCGGAAACCUUUAUGUGCUAUUUUUAAACAGGUUAACUCAGCUGACCAGAGAGAGAGAUUCUCGUAUUGACAAUUCUAGACUUGUUUUGGGGGAAAUACUGCUUUGCUGAUGUUGGUGCCAUCUGGUGUCUAAUCCCUUUAAGUGCGUCUUUGUGUUGUCAAACCUUUCAAAUGACAAAUGGUUGGCUUGAAAUUUAACCUUUUUUUUAUACACCUUGAUAUAUUCAUAUACAUAUUGUAUUUAAUAAACUAUUUCGUACUUUUACUCGUAUGUAAGCCUUUUCUACAUGUAGUGUAUUUUUGCUAACUGUGUUGAGUAUUAUAUGUUUUGGUAA
This is a messenger RNA of Mya arenaria, 5683 nucleotides long. RefSeq lists its product as uncharacterized. The transcript is spliced from 5 exons. Gene Ontology annotation, cellular component: apical part of cell. Gene Ontology annotation, biological process: negative regulation of protein ubiquitination; protein secretion. The record is from RefSeq and is a predicted model, not a curated record. NCBI's taxonomy places the organism in Eukaryota, Metazoa, Mollusca, Bivalvia, Myida, Myidae. Bases 116 to 1810 code for a protein of 564 amino acids.